AGCUGCAGCAGGAGGACCCGCCGGCGGCUCGGGGCCGCGCGCCGGGAACCUCGCGGGGCGGGCGGGCGCGGCACCCCCUGCCUGGCCGCCUGAGCCCCGGGGAGGCGGCCCGCGCGCGACGGGACCAGCAGCAUGAGCAGCGGCUACAGCAGCCUGGAGGAGGACGCCGAGGACUUCUUCUUCACCGCCAGGACCUCCUUCUUCAGGAGAGCGCCCCAGGGCAAGCCCCGCACCGGCCAGCAAGAUGUGGAGAAAGAGAAGGAAACCCACAAUUACCUCAGCAAAGAGGAAAUCAAAGAGAAAGUUCACAAGUACAAUUUAGCAGUCACAGACAAGCUGAAGAUGACCUUGAAUUCAAAUGGGAUUUACACUGGCUUCAUCAAAGUACAGAUGGAACUCUGCAAACCAUCACAGACUUCCCCGAACCCUGGAAAAUUCGCUCCCACUAGCAAUGGCUGUAUGAACACGCUUCAUAUCAGCAGCACCAACACUGUCGGGGAGGUGAUCGAGGCCCUGCUCAAGAAGUUCCUUGUGACCGAGAGCCCUUCCAAGUUUGCACUUUAUAAGCGAUGUCACAGGGAAGAUCAAGUCUAUGCCUGCAAGCUCUCGGACCGGGAACAUCCACUCUACCUGCGUCUGGUAGCAGGGCCCAGGACAGACACACUUAGUUUUGUUCUUCGUGAACAUGAAAUUGGAGAGUGGGAAGCCUUCAGCCUGCCCGAGCUCCAAAACUUCUUGCGGAUCUUGGACAAGGAAGAAGAGGAGCAGCUACAGACCCUGAAGGAGCGCUACGCGGUCUAUAGACACAAGCUGGAGGGAGCCCUGAGCCAGCUGUGGAAACCCGGGUAACGCGUGGGCCCUGCCCCUCGGGGACGGGACGGCGCGGGACCUGCGUGCACACCGGCCGCCUGUGUCCCUCUUGUCAGAGGGCAGUUUCCUUGCCCCAUGAUGCCAGCGCCUCCCCCCUUGAAGAAUCUCUAGGUCUAGUUCCCCAGAGUGCUCACAUGGCGUCUUCUGCAAGGGACUCUGCAAGCUUGUUCUGUUCGGCACCGCGGUGUUACCUCUUGGCAAGCUGUGAAACUAGUCUCAUCUGGAGCCUUCGAGAGCGCUUUGAAGCAUGGACUCUGGGUUGGUUCCCCCCACCCCCUUGUUUUCUUUUAGUUAUUUUAAGUAUGUGAUGAUGAUGUUAAGCUUAAGGUUGUGCAAAUGAUUUUUUAAAAGCUUAACCAGGAAUCUGUCUGAAUACUUGUCCUGUGUUGAAACUACCUGUCUUUUUUUUUUUUUUUUUUUUUCUUAAAUGUCAGAGGAAGUGAUCCAUGUGAAUUGAAGGGCACGGGAAGCUAGGAAAUCUGAGGAGUUGGUGAAGGAAUUUGGAGGAGUCUGACAAAGAAAGGAAAGAGCAAGUUUGGAAGGAGGCAAGAGUAGGGGUGGCGAGCCCUGGGGGAAAGUGGUUUGGACGGUGAGUGGGUGGGUGGUAGAGGAGGAGAAUUUGGUUGUUGAAGAGUUAAAAGCUUUUUCAGUUUAGAGAUGUUAAACCCAUGGUCAUAUUGCUUGAUUUCCUGGCGAGUAAGAGGUGGGAACAGAACCAAAGAAAGUAGGAGCUGGGCCAACAGGAGGGACUAAGUGCGGCUGACCCAGAGGACCCGGCGUGCAGGUGGGUGCAUGUUCCAAACGGGACAGAGCUGCCCCCCGGGCGGACCGGCCCCGGUUCUGCCUUCUCUCCUCCGAGCAGAAGGUCUGACUUGCGUGGCUUCUGUGGCCAGUGGGCAGCGAGCAUGUGCUACAACUCCUGUGAAGUUACUGUUUUCCCGAGAAUGCUUUCACAGUGGGAAAGGAGUUUGGGGAGGAGGCAACUAUUUCCCCAAUUGUUGGCCGGGGGGUUUGUCAGGUGAGGGGCGCCCAGCACACUUUUGUGACAAUCACGCCCUCCUUUCCCUGUUUUCUUUUCCUCCCCUCCCCUCCCCUCUCCCUCCUUCCCUCUCACUUCCUUCCCUUCUCCCUUUGUCUUAUACAUUGAAGUCUGAUCUUACAUAAUGUAGAACAGGGCUAUGGAUUAAAGACCCAGGACCUUCAGAUCCUCAGUCCAAAGGGUGACCUGACUGUAAGGAGGAGGGCGGCGUCCGCCCAACGCGGACCGCACAGGAAGGGUUCUCGAUGGAAACUUUUUAACUAAAGAGCUUGUUCCUGCAAAACCAAAGAAAUAAGUGAGAGUGCAAUAGAAGCCCUCCUUAAAGCUGGUUAAAUAACUGCCUUUUACGCAGCAGUUAAUCUGAAAACAACAGGAAAAGUGUGCUGUGGUUCUCCAGGGGCCUUGCAGUCUACUUUCAGUCUCCGUAUUGUUUGUUUAUAAAUUCCCAAGGAAUUGUUAACACUUUGGUGACACCUAAUGGAUUCUUUUUGAAAUUCCAAGGUGCUUCAGUUCUUUGCUUCUUAACUAAACGGUGCCUUUUUAAAAAAUUGCAUUUCUCUUCCCCUCUUGGCUGCUCUUCUGACUUUUCAGAGAGCACCUGUCCUGUUGGAGGCAGAUGGAAGCGUCGCUUAUGCUGUGCCACACACGUUACUGAGACAAUCGUAUCUUCCUAAGCUUUUUAAGGAAAGUUGGAAAGAAAAAAAAAAAGUAGAACUAGCUAUAAAAUAUGUAGGGCACAUCUUGUUUAAUUUUGCAUGUGACUUCUUUUUAGUGCAUCAAUGAGGUUUUAGUGACGUUGCCACCCAACACUUUACCUUCAUUGUUCAGGGAAUGCCUUCAUGGUUUUUAUACUGGUUUUACUAUUCAGACUAUGGCUUGGGUGUGAGUAUACUGUUAUCCACCACCUGGUCUUUUAAUUACCCAUCCUAGUAAGCUCAUAUUUUUGUGAAGCCUUUGUUUCUCAGAUUAAGACACUGUUAGAACCUAAAGUAGUAGCUGAUGGGUAUCUGUGAAUUUUUUUUUUCUUUUUUACUUGAAAUAGAUCGUCUGAAUUAGGCAUCCUCAUCUAUAUUAUCCAGGACCUCGCUCAUUGUCACGUGCACUGCACGUUGCGAUUUGGAAAACUUACUGUGUUGAAAUUCUGUCAGUUUGUGGUUCUUGAAGACUGACGGUCUCUCCAAAACACUGGUGACUGCAGCAGCAUUUUUAUUGUGUAAAAGGCCACUGAGGCCAAAGAUUAAAAAAAAAAAAAUCAUUGUACAAAUUCUUAAGUUAAAAUUAAACUAUUGAAGCUUUGCUGUAAUACUGUUUUCUCUUCAAUAUGUGAUGGUACAGGAAAGAGUUAAGUUUAAAUGAAGGGGUAGUAUUGCAGGGGAGCAUUUGAAAUUUGCAGAAGUAGAAAAAAAUUAUAAUAUUUAUAAUUUUGAUGAGUUUAAGUUUAUUUUUAUGGGAAGGUAUUUCUUCCCCUGAAAUUGUUUCUGGAAUGGCAAGUUGUUUCCAUUAUUAAAAGUUGAAGUUGUUAGUUGA
Messenger RNA from Camelus dromedarius (Arabian camel), 3436 nucleotides. RefSeq names its product Ras association domain family member 3 (gene RASSF3). Gene Ontology annotation, cellular component: cytoplasm. The record is from RefSeq and is a predicted model, not a curated record. Gene Ontology annotation, biological process: signal transduction. The transcript has 5 exons. Bases 133 to 849 code for a protein of 238 amino acids. Lineage: Eukaryota; Metazoa; Chordata; Mammalia; Artiodactyla; Camelidae.